Molecule: messenger RNA, 1337 nt
Organism: Aspergillus japonicus CBS 114.51
Lineage: Eukaryota; Fungi; Ascomycota; Eurotiomycetes; Eurotiales; Aspergillaceae
Exons: 1
Coding region: 1-1131 (376 amino acids)
Biological process (GO): regulation of transcription by RNA polymerase II
Cellular component (GO): mediator complex; core mediator complex
Molecular function (GO): transcription coregulator activity
Source: RefSeq, a predicted model, not a curated record
AUGAACACCCAAGUCCACACCACCCUCUCCACGCUCGAAUCGGCCCUGCACACCCUCCUCACCACGCUGACGACCUCACCGACCGCCUCCGGCGCCCCGGCCGCCGCCCUCUCCCUCCUCGCCGCCGACGACGCCCUCACCUCCACGAUCGACGAGCUGCGCGUGCACCAGCGCAACUACGCGCGUCUGCUGGGGCUGCGCGCGGAGGCGCAGGCCCUCGAGGCGAAGGUCCGGGGGAUCGUGCGCGAGGUCGUGGAGUACGAGGGGGUGGUGCGGGGGGUCUGUGGGGAUUCUUCGGAUUCCGAGAGUGAUUCGGACGACGAGGAGGAUGAUACGGACUUGGAUUCUGAGGGGGACGGGGACGGGGACGGGGACGGGGACGGGGAUACAGAGAUGCAGGGCACGGAGGGCUCAGGGGCUGCGAAGAAGAAGAAGAAGAAGAAGAAGACGACGACGAAGCUGCGCGGCGUGAAGGAGGUGGAUUACAAGCUGCUUCUGGACUUUGCGCGGCGCAUCAGCAAGUACAAUCACCAGGCGGCGGCGGAUGCGGCUGCUGGGGUCGAGGAGCGGGUUGCGGCGCGGAGGGGGUCGGUCAAGGAUGCGGAGAUGGCGGGGACUGGGGCGGGAGCUGGGGCUGGUGCUGGCGGCGCGAAUGGAGCCGGGGAUGCUACUGCUACUGCUACUGCUACUGCUGAUGCUGAGCCGGUGGCCGAGGUGACCAAGGGGGCGACCUCGUGGCUGGACGAGAGCGCGCAGCUGGCGCGGCAGGUGUAUAUGUUGCCGUAUCCGAUGGAGGAUCGCAUCCGCAUGGGCCUGAUGGGUCAGAUCCAGCUGGCGGCGGCGGAGGGCCGGCCGGGUUUCCAGGUUGAGGCGGAGGUGGAGCGCAUGAUCCGCGAGGCGGAGGGCUUGGGUGUUGCGGCGCCGGUGGCUGCCGCGCCGGGGCCGGAGGUCGCGGAGCAGGCCAGGCAUGCGGAUGAGGCGGCCAGGGCGGCGGCGGCGGCCGGGGCGGGCUCGUCCGCUGCUGCUUCUGCGGGCACGACUACUGCUAGGCCGGCGGCGGCGCCGCUGCCGGCGAAGCCCAAGGCUACGUUGGAUUUGGAUCUGUAUGAUCCGGAUGAGGAUGAUGAGUGAUCUUGUGUACGCUACGGUACGGUGGCAGCUGGUCUGUCUUGAUGAUUUAUGCGAAAAUGUAUCGUAUCUAAUAUUGGGCGAGGUCCUUCGCCGUUCAGUUUCCUUCCUGUGAUUCCCCAGUAGUCCCGUUACUGGAAUGUUUUGCUACAAGUCCCGUCCGCUUGCCUUAUACAGAUGCCGCCGCUUUUGCAAGGGUAAUAUAUAAC